AUGUCUUCAACGAUACCAGAAGAAGGCUCCGAGACCCCAGAGCCCUUGCAUUCCCACCAGCUAUCUAUGGUCGAAACCAAUGAGAGUCUCCGCGACCGGGGCAUCACAGCCACCCCUCCACGACUGGAUUACAACUAUCCUGCCAUUGGACAUGACUCAGACCCUGUGUUCCCCGAAGAGUACACUGUUGAAACAAGUACUGGUCUUGUUCCCGAAAAGACCUUGGAGCAGAUCCGAUCUCGUCCUUCUACCUCAUCCACAAAAGCUGGCACACCCCCUGACACCGACGUGGAAAAAGGAGGAAAUGGACCCGUGGAUUUUGUCACAUUCACUAUUGGUGAUCCUGCGCACCCUUACAAUUGGUCCCGCGUUUAUCGCUGGUAUAUCACUCUUGUCGCCUCGACACUCGUGGUAUGUGUUGCAUUCGGGUCCGCCAUUGUCACCGGAGGAUUGGGCUUGAUUGAAGACAAAUACAAUGUCUCUCUUGAAGUUGCCAUCCUGACAUGUUCAAUCAUGGUUUGCGGAUUUGCAGUUGGACCUCUGCUUUGGUCUCCCCUCUCCGAGAUCAUCGGCCGAAGGCCUGUAUACAUCAUCUCUCUCGCUUUAUAUGUCAUUUUCAACAUUCCAUGCGCUCUGGCUCCAAACAUCGGUGGCUUGCUCGUCUGCCGAUUCCUAUGCGGUGUCUUCUCCAGUUCAGGCCUUUCCCUGGCUGGUGGCACCAUCGCCGAUAUCUGGAACAUUGAGGAGCGCGGUAUGGCUAUUGCUUACUUUGCUGCCGCACCAUACUGUGGCCCCGUACUUGGCCCUAUCGUGACAGGUUGGAUCACCGUCGGAAGUGGCCGCCUCGACCUCUUCUUCUGGGUGAACUUGGCCUUCGCUGGUGCAAUCAUGAUUUUGAUUGGUCUCGUUCCGGAGACAUAUACUCCCGUGAUCCUUAAGCGCCGCGCCGCAAAGCUCCGCAAAGAGACUGGAAACCCAAACAUCAUGACUGAGCAAGAAAAGGUGAAGCUCAGUUUCAAAGAAAUCGCUCGCACGAGCUUGAUCCGGCCCAUCACUAUGAUCAUGACUGAGCCAGUUCUCGACCUGAUGUGCAUGUAUAUCGUCCUGAUUUACGCAAUGCUCUACGCCUUCUUCUUUGCAUACCCGGUGAUUUUCACCAAGCUUCAUGGCUACAACGACGGCCAGAUUGGUCUCAUGUUCAUCCCGAUUCUGAUUGGCGCCGGCUUUGCGCUAGUUGUCACCCCAGUCAUCGAGGGCAAAUUCAAGAAAAUUUGCAGCUUGCGAGCUCCAACACCAGAGGACCGACUCCACGCAGCCCUGCUGGGUGCUCCUUUUAUCCCGAUCGCCUUCUUCAUCUUGGGCGCUACAUCUUACAAGCAUAUCAUCUGGGUUGGUCCGGCCUCGUCAGGUAUUGCCUUUGGAUUUGGCAUGGUGCUGUGCUACUAUGCCGUGAAUAACUAUAUCAUCGACUCGUACCAGAAAUACGCUGCGUCGGCUUUGGCAGCCAAGGUCUUCCUGCGCUCUGGUGGUGGCGCAGCUUUCCCGCUCUUCACCACGCAAAUGUAUGAUCGUCUUGGAUUGCAGUGGGCUUCUUGGCUGCUUGCUUUCAUUGGACUCGCCAUGGUUCUGAUUCCAUACGUUUUCUACUUCUACGGAGGAAAACUGCGCGCAAAACUCACUCGGGAGUAG
Penicillium coprophilum is the source of this 1689-nucleotide messenger RNA. RefSeq names its product MFS transporter. The coding region runs from base 1 to 1689 and encodes 562 amino acids. The record is from RefSeq and is a predicted model, not a curated record. Lineage: Eukaryota; Fungi; Ascomycota; Eurotiomycetes; Eurotiales; Aspergillaceae. Gene Ontology annotation, molecular function: spermine transmembrane transporter activity. Gene Ontology annotation, cellular component: fungal-type vacuole membrane. The transcript has a single exon. Gene Ontology annotation, biological process: spermine transport; transmembrane transport.